AUGCAAAUCUCCGACUUGGAUCAGUACGUGCUAUCGGCCGCCGCCGCUCGCCGCCGUGCCAUCCGAGAACACGUUAACGAGAGGAGCGAUGCCCGGUGGUUGAAGGAGCCGUUGUGGAGGCUUAUGUUUCGAUUGCUUCUCACGAUCAUGGGGAUCGUCGUCUUGGUCAUGAGCGUCAUGAUCGCGGGAUACGCAGCGUCUUCGCACGUGGUGUGGUGGUGGACCGGCCACGCGCCGAUUUCCGUGGAAUUUCCGAAGAACUCGACGGUCGCGUCGCGUCUCCUGGCCCGUCUGGAGGGUCAAAUCGGUCACGCCGAGAUGAAAAUUGAUGAAAGCAUCUUUAUGCUCCGGCGAGAUCUGGAGAAGAGGAUGGCGGAGGACUGGGACGAGGUGGAUCUGAAGCUGGCGGAUAUGGCGCGCGUUCUGGAUAGGCUCGCCCAGAAGCUUGAUGAUGGGUGCAGGAAAGUCUCGAUUGGGGUGGAUUUUGAUGGGGAUUAUGCGCAGGGUUCGACGGGCGGGCGGAUCUUGAGGCAUUCGGAGCCUGAUGAUGUGUUUUGGAGGCGGGCUUUGUGGUGGAUAUAUCCGCGGAUGGUUAGUGUCGAAGCGGAUAAGAUGAUCAGUCCCAGUUUCGGGUUGCCAGGCCAUUGUUUUGCUCUCAAGGGCACCAGCGGCUUUGUCGACAUCAGCCUCAGUGCUCCGGUUGUCCCACUAGCUGUCACAUUGGACCAUCAAAUUAAGGGCACAACUGAUGAUGAUUGGCUAGAUGCUCCCAAGCAAUGUAGAAUUUAUGGAUGGAUGCAAGGCAAAGACCCGGUUGGCAAGUUUGUGCUGACCGUGUUUACGUAUCAUGUAGAGAAGGGCCACACGUUUUUCGUGGUGUCCUCUAUGCAUGAUGUUGUGAUCGACACAAUUAGAAUCGGGACCUUAGGAUAUGACCGUCCAGGGCAGCCAAAAUGCCAUGGUGGCGGCGGGUAUGGCUUGAGAGGACGUUGGCUGAAUUCUAGUCGAGGUUGCAGUGGGUCUCGAAAAACUUGGCCAUACGCAACCUUACAACCUCCCCCACAGCUUAGUGGGGCACGUCCAAAGGGGCUUCUGGCCUUCGACGGCAAGCAUGCCCAGUCGUCCUCUAUGCUCGGUUAA
Striga hermonthica is the source of this 1140-nucleotide messenger RNA. The record is from the annotation of a GenBank genome assembly. Lineage: Eukaryota; Viridiplantae; Streptophyta; Magnoliopsida; Lamiales; Orobanchaceae.